CCGGUAGGGGAGCUUCUUUACGGGAGCAGGCUGCCCUGGGAAUUAGCCUUCUUUCUCCCCAUAUUUAAACUUUUAGACAUUAAUGAAAAUGUACAGAAGCACAAAUGCGGGCUGACAGUCCUCUCUACAGCUGUGAAGACAGGGGCGGAAUCUCCUGGUCGCCGCUCCACCUAGUGGCCGCGUCCAUUUUUGCGCCGGAUGGUCCGAUAUAAGGGGUUGGGAGCAGUGCCUACUUCAGGGAUCGCAAAGCGUGGCGGCCCCAUGGCCCCGCUGGGAGGCGCCCCGCGGCUGGUGCUCCUCUUCAGCGGGAAGAGGAAAUCCGGGAAGGACUUCGUGACCGAGGCGCUGCAGAGCAGACUCGGAGCUGAUGUCUGUGCCAUCCUCCGGCUCUCGGGUCCACUCAAGGAGCAGUAUGCUCAGGCCACCUCCUCAGACCGUGUUCAAGAAAGUGUGUCCAGGAAAGGCUGUGGACGUGAGUUGGCAGCUCUCUUGCUGUGUUAUUCGCACAUAAAGGAACAUGGCUUGAACUUCCAGAGACUCCUGGAUGCCAGCACCUACAAGGAGGCCUAUCGGAGGGACAUGAUCCGCUGGGGCGAGGAGAAGCGCCAGGCUGACCCCGGCUUCUUCUGCAGGAAGAUCGUGGAGGGCGUCUCCCAGCCGGUCUGGCUCGUGAGUGACACACGGAGGGUGUCUGACAUCCAAUGGUUUCAGGAGGCCUACGGGGCUAUGAUGCAGACCGUCCGAGUGGUGGCCUUGGAGCAGAGCCGACAGCAGCGGGGCUGGGUGUUCACUCCAGGGGUGGAUGACGCCGAGUCAGAAUGUGGCCUGGACAACUUCGGGGGCUUCGACUGGGUCAUCGAGAACCACGGAGAUGAGCAGCGCCUGGAGGAGCAGUUGGAGAACCUGAUAGAAUUUAUUCACUCCAGACUUUAGUGGUCAGGCGCUAGGCGUGAGCCAGGGGUUGCCUGGGUGAGGGGGAGGCUGACAACGUUGGACAUGUGGUUGCUGAUGCUGGCCGAGAUGGGGAGGCAGACAGAGGGCCUGGGUCUAGAUUUCUGGGGGGGGCUGGCAGAUGUCAGACGAGUCAAGAAACCCUGUGGGGACCUCAUUUCUUUAUGGAGGGGACAGCCCUACCUCUUUAGGAAGAGGCUUAGAGGGCAAGAGGGGUGAAUUGGCUGUGCUUGAAGCAGGAUCAUCACCAUCUCCAGAGGUGCCAGGCCCGUCGGUCUGCAGUGGCCUUGCUUCCCCAUCCGCAUGCUCUCAGCUCCUUGUUCUGGGCAAGAGCCUGAGGCUCCCCAGUGUGGAAACUAAUAAACCUCCUUGGAGCACA
Molecule: messenger RNA, 1330 nt
Organism: Equus quagga
Lineage: Eukaryota; Metazoa; Chordata; Mammalia; Perissodactyla; Equidae
Gene: PMVK
Product: phosphomevalonate kinase
Exons: 6
Coding region: 199-933 (244 amino acids)
Biological process (GO): isopentenyl diphosphate biosynthetic process, mevalonate pathway; cholesterol biosynthetic process
Cellular component (GO): cytoplasm
Molecular function (GO): phosphomevalonate kinase activity
Source: RefSeq, a predicted model, not a curated record